Messenger RNA from Polistes canadensis, 1759 nucleotides. RefSeq names its product serine-enriched protein. The coding region runs from base 1 to 1491 and encodes 496 amino acids. Gene Ontology annotation, molecular function: protein binding. NCBI's taxonomy places the organism in Eukaryota, Metazoa, Arthropoda, Insecta, Hymenoptera, Vespidae. The transcript has 9 exons. The record is from RefSeq and is a predicted model, not a curated record.
AUGGUAAGCAGGGCCGUUACUAUGGGGGCGGUGCCAGGUGCCGCCGGAGUUUCCGGUGAGGCUGGUUUGGCCGGUGUACCUAGACUUUUGGAAGAUUUAGCAAGACUAUCCGAGGACAAGGACACUGCCGACAUCGUAUUCCUUUUGGGUAGAGACGAGACCCCGGUUUAUGCUCACAGAAUCAUACUACAAGCAAGGUGCAAGAAUUUCGCAGCCGCUAAAAGGAUUGGCACGGCUGGAAACCCGACACCCGUUAGAAUGCCACACGCUCAUCCGGAAACCUUCAGGCAGUUCAUUCAUUAUAUCUAUACAGGCAAAAUCAUGCUACAAGAUAGUGGAAUAUUCGAGAUGCUAGGUCUUGCUCAAGAACUUGGUGUCGAGGAACUUUGGAGGAGUUGCGAGGAACACGUAUCGGCUACGUUAAGUCCUGGAAAUGCAUGUGCCCUUUUGACUGCUGCUUUGGAUGCUCAGGAACGAGUACCAGGUGGGAAAGGUGCUUGCUCAUCCUUUAUCGAGAGAUGUUUUGCAUUUAUCGGAGAAAAUGCAGUGGACACGGUGAAAACAACAGCAUUUUGUAAUCUACCAAAAGAUGCUCUUGUCAAAUUGAUAUCUUCCGACUAUCUUGGCCUAGAAGAGGAAGAUGUAUGGAGAGCAGUACUGAACUGGGCCAAGUAUCAGGCAGGGGUGACGCAGCCUACACAACAUUGGACCGAAGAGGAACGAGUGAGGGUCUGCCAACAUUUGUCGGGAGUGAUAAAUCAUGUUCGUCUACUACUCAUCGAUAGCCAGGUCUUUGCAGAAGAAGUAGAACCAACUGGAGCUGUACCGAUAGAACUAUCUUUGGAAAGAUACAGAUUUGCAGCACUACCAAGCAAGUAUGCAGAAAUUUGUUCGGAUAAGAGAUUACAACCAAGAGUAAGUCCUUUUCUAUUCCCUGGGUCACAAAUUUUAUCAAGAGACAAGAUAGGAUAUCAACGAUUAUUGAAUCAAUGGUAUGGUUCACCGAAACAAAGUUGGCGUUUGAUUUAUAGAGCUUCUGGUCAUGGCUAUUCUGCAACAUCUUUUCAUCGUCACUGUGAUGGUAUUUCUCCAACAUACGUAAUAGCAUUAGGAACGCGUGGAGAAAUAUGCGGUGGAUUUAGUGAUGCACCAUGGGGUAAAACUAACGCUAAAGGACAUUAUAUUUCUUCAGAAAAAGCUUUUCUUUUUACAUUAACUAAUAAUCAGGAUAUACCUCCAACCAAAUAUGAAAUUGUUAAAAAGCCCUUUGCUAUAUGUUAUCAUCCUGACAUAGGACCCAUAUUCGGUGCAGGUGCAGAUCUAUUAAUAUCGAGUAACUGUAACACAAACAUGGAAAGUUACAGUAAUCUUCCUCACAGUUAUGAUGGAGAAAAUGCUUCGAACACAAUACUUAUGGGAGAUUAUAACUUUUCUGUAGUAGAUUAUGAAGUGUUUACACCUAACCAUCAUACUCCUAAAUCGAAUCACUGAUAAUUCGUACGACAUUUUGAAACAUAGUACAAUAUUGUAAAUAUUCUGAUUUACAUGCUCUCUUAUACAGACUGAGAUUAUUUUAUACACGUAAUGUAGUUUAAUAUUUUUCAAUCGUAGUACGUUAAUGAAGUAUCUAUCGGGAUAUCAAAUCCAAUUAUAAUUCUAUAUUUUAUAUGAUAUAACUAAUAGCACAAAUUGUAUAAUUCUAAUGCCUUUUAUGAGGAUGCAUUUAAUAGAAUUGUACUUCUUGAAAUCGAGUUUUCAA